Siniperca chuatsi (mandarin fish) is the source of this 1174-nucleotide messenger RNA. RefSeq names its product apolipoprotein A-IV-like. The record is from RefSeq and is a predicted model, not a curated record. Gene Ontology annotation, biological process: phospholipid efflux; cholesterol homeostasis; high-density lipoprotein particle assembly. Gene Ontology annotation, cellular component: extracellular region; blood microparticle; high-density lipoprotein particle. Gene Ontology annotation, molecular function: phospholipid binding; cholesterol binding; phosphatidylcholine-sterol O-acyltransferase activator activity. The coding region runs from base 122 to 889 and encodes 255 amino acids. The transcript has 4 exons. NCBI's taxonomy places the organism in Eukaryota, Metazoa, Chordata, Actinopteri, Centrarchiformes, Sinipercidae.
GGCUCUUGACUACAACUGUCACCUGGCUUCAGUAUAUAUACAUGGAAGCACCAGUCUCACACACUCGCAAACACGCUAAACAUUCAGAGAUAAACAAGCCAAAAAGCAGCAAGACGCAGUCAUGAAGGUGUUCAUGGUACUAGCCGUUGCAGUGCUAUCUGGCUGUCAUGCCAACCUCUUCUAUGCUGAUGCACCGAAGCCACAGCUGGAAGUGCUGACUGAUGCUUUCUGGGACUACAUUGCCAAGGCCACCCAGACAGCUGAUGACACCCUCCAGAUGAUCAGGAAAUCACAGUUUGGACAGGAUGUAAAUGCUCGUCUGAUGGAGAGUGCCGACGUGGCCAGCAAGUAUGCAGUCACCCUCCAGGAGCAGCUUCCCCCUGCAGCCCAGGACCUGAUCACCAAAGUCACCACAGAGGCUGACGUGCUGAGAGAGCGUGUGACCCAGGAACUGAGCACUGUCAGGGAGAGGCUGGAGCCCUACACAGAGGACAUGAAGGCCCAGAUCCAGCAGAGAGUGGAGCAGCUCAAACAGGAGUUGGCACCCUACGCAGACUCCCUGGACUCUGAGGCCCUGAGGACCACCCUGAUGCAGAAGAGCGAGGAGCUGAAGACCAGCCUGGAGCAGAGUGUGAAGGAUCUGCAGGCUCAGCUGGGGCCCUACACUGAUGACCUGAAGCAGAAGGUGGACCAGCACCUGCAGGACUUCCAGAAUAGCGUGGCCCCCAUGACUGACAAGGUCCAGGUUGAGCUGAGUCAGAGAGCAAAUCUGGUGAAACAAUUGGUGGCCCCUUAUGCUGAGGACCUGAGGGAAAAGCUGGACCCCUACGCUCAGGACCUCCAGGCCCAGCUCAUGUCCCUCUACCAAUCCUUUGUCAAUGCCAACUAAGUCAACCUCCACACCUGCUGCAUGAUUUAUCAAGAUGCCGGACCUGUGGUCUACCUCUGUUUGAAGCAUGAAAAAAAAAAAAUUGGUACUGUAAACCAAAUUAAACUGGGUGUAUACCCACAACAUAAUAUUUAUUGCUAGGUGCAAAUAUUGCAAAGCACACCUCUGCACUUGUCAAACAUGUAUAUACUUAGUUUUUAUUGUGUGUUGUGAAGUUGAAAACUGUAACUUUUUUGUAAUUUCUCUAAGUUGUCAAAAAUAAAUUGAUGAAUCUGGAAAAUGUGA